CCAUCCUUCAUCAUCAUCACUGCUUGGGCCAAUAGCGAACCAGGAGCAACAGGACCAGCCCGCAAUGAAAGGCGCGAAACCAACAACCACAGUCAUACGCCUCUCUGCCUCUGGCGGCUGGAGAUCUCUCUCAUUCUUUUCCUGAUGUCGUCGACUGGCUCGUCAACCCAUAUAUACAUACCUACGUUACCUAAGUUCGGAACGCACAUACUCUUUCAACACGGGGCAGCCGUGGGGAACUGUCUCGGACGCGACCUAGCUCCCUUUGCUUCUUUCUACUACAGUAUAAUACUGUCCUUUCGCCUCCACCAACAUAAUACAGACUAUCGACUGCGCAGGAUUUUCCAUUAGCACAACAAACGCAACGCACGGGCAUAGGGGAGCAGAACUCUUCUGUGGGUGGUCUCAGACCUCGGUAAUCAUUCAUCUACGCGCCUCAUGACUCAAUUCAGUCGUAAAAGCCUGCGUGUGGUGGAUCAGUUCUGCGUUUUGGCCCUAUCAACGAGGUUCUGAAUGGCUGCCUCCACACAUGUCGGCGGCACUUGUGCCGUUCUCACUUGUGAAAAGAUCAUUCUGCUUAGUUCCAGACAUUACUGCGAUGAACACUCAGCAUUAGAGCCAACUGCGGCUAGCAGAGAUUCUCCCGUUACGAAUAUGGCCAAGGGCUUCCGACCCUCCAACAGGAAUUUUGUUGCCAAAAGAGGUCGAGGCAAAUUCGUCUUUACACCUUCGCGGCACUUUUCUAGGCAUGAUCCGCCAUCUCGAGAUACCUCUAGUCCGGAUACCAGCGCUCCCAUGACACAGUCUCCGGAAGCAAAUGAGCGAGAGGCCUCUGCUCCAUCUUUGGUGCAAGACAGAUCCAUUGAUAAUGACAGAAACCUUCAUCCCCAGCCAGAGAGGAACGGAACCAGCCACGUUGGAUUAACACCCGACUCCGCGCAGAUUAAGGCAGUCCAAGAUGUAGCGAAAGCUGACAAGGGCUCUUCUACUAACCAGGUAAAUUCUCAUACUGUAACGAAUAUGGGGACACCAUUGGCUAUGAAUUUGCGAGCCGGGACAGAGGAGGCGAUAAACCAGCCACUUGGCCUCGACCGUGCCACCAAAAAACUGAGUUCCUGUUCAAAUAUUGGAUCGGCAACGCAUCCCACAGAGAAUACCAAGAUAGACGCGCAUCAAAAUGGGCAAUCUAUCGAUGCAAGUGACAGCCAACACUUGACUAGGACGGCGCAAGUGUCUCCUAAAUUUCCCUCAAACGAAGGGUUUAAGAACACCGAGCCUUCCCUAGGCCUUGACUCUCAGUCGUGCGCUUCUUCCACCGCUCCUGUGAAUCAUAUGCAGCUUACCUCUGAAGAUGGUGUCAAAUUUAGGUCUUCUCCUCGGACAUCCAAGUCAAAGAAGGACAAUGCACAGAAGAAUUCGGACCAUCCUCAUCCAGAAACACGAACGAGUUCGAAGGCAAAGCUCUUAUCAACUCCCACUAAACGCUCGGCUCCCAUGACAAGUAAAGAGCUCCCAGUCAGGAAACAGGAUUUUCAAGGUUCCCUGCCUGAAGUCAGCGCCGAAAUGGAUGAUGAGGUGAAUAUGGCCGAUGUUAGUGACAUUGACGAGGAAGCAAAGCCGACCAAACCCGUGUCGCUCUCUCCCCGUGCCAAAGCAGAAGCUCGCAAAAAGAGGCUUUUGGUCGAGUUCGAUUCUGAGGCAUUCGACUCACUCAUUUAUCGGCAGUCAAGUUUGCAACCACCUCCGCAUGUUACUGUAUCUUCGCGUAUGGUCAAGUACCAUCCACUUUACGGUGACCAAAAGCCACUCUAUCUUCCGGUGAAUCCAGCAAUCCAUCACAUGCAUAAGCGAUCCCGUGCCUGGUAUAGAAAGAAGUGCGACGAAAUCAGACGGCGUCCAAAACGCAAACAGUGGUUUGGCAAGGUUGUGGAGAGACAACGCUGGUUACAGGCUCUAGAGGUGAAGAAGCAAGAGAAAAUCAAACAAGCUCAGCAAGACGGGACUACUCCCCCCUACAUACCACCAGAGCCGAGGGGGGUCAAGCGUAUUCUUGACUUUGGUGACUUGCCCGAGGAGGAACUGCCUGAAUAUGUGCGGAGUAAUCCUGCUUGGUUGAAAGCCUGCGCUUGGUUCAGAGAAUGCGAGGAUAAGGCGACUGCACGCCAGCGACAUGUCAACAACAAGACGAAAGAGACAGAGAGUUACUUUCAGAGCUUGAACGCUUGAUGAAUUCACAUGAUAUAUGAUGACGGUGCAUUGCAAAGGAGUCGAGGAGGCUGUCUUGAUGACUUUUGACUAGGCGCAUCUUGGGCAAAUGGCCAUCUUCGUUCUUGAAAACGGGGGGGCAAAGGAUUCCAACGAUCUAAAUGUAAAUAUGCCACAGGAGUUCAGGAAUUCGAAUUAGGAAUAACACAGCUAGGAAGUUUCCACUUCUCCAAGAAGCAAUAUAGGUACCUUACCAAUUGAUCAAAACUGGCGCAUAUAUGCACGUAGCUCAUUCGUGAAUAGUAAAAGCGGCUAGAGA
Fusarium verticillioides 7600 is the source of this 2524-nucleotide messenger RNA. RefSeq lists its product as hypothetical. The coding region runs from base 514 to 2226 and encodes 570 amino acids. The transcript is spliced from 2 exons. The record is from RefSeq and is a predicted model, not a curated record. NCBI's taxonomy places the organism in Eukaryota, Fungi, Ascomycota, Sordariomycetes, Hypocreales, Nectriaceae.